This is a messenger RNA of Plasmodium vinckei vinckei, 975 nucleotides long. Its product is annotated as CIR protein PIR protein. The coding region runs from base 1 to 975 and encodes 324 amino acids. NCBI's taxonomy places the organism in Eukaryota, Apicomplexa, Aconoidasida, Haemosporida, Plasmodiidae. The transcript is spliced from 3 exons. The record is from RefSeq and is a predicted model, not a curated record.
AUGGAUGCCCAAUUGUGUCAAAUUUUUAAUGUUUUUUGGAAGGAUUUUCCCGAUACAUUAAAUGGUGGAAACUAUCAAUUUAAUGAUAAUGAAAUUUGCCAAACCUAUUGUAAUAAUAAUUGUGAAAAUGACAAUUGUGAGAAUGAUAAUGAUAAAAUUAUGGCUGGAUGGAUAUCCCUUAUUAAAACAAUUUAUGAUCUUGAUUCGAUUGAGGAUGAUAUACCAAAUAAUAUGAAUAUUAACAAAUAUAUUACCAUAUGGUUAAUUUAUAUGUUAAACCUAAAACCUGAUAAUUCCAUCAGCAAUUUAAAUGACUUUUAUGAUCAAUAUAAAAAUCAACGUGGAGGACAUACCUUGGUUUCAACUAAUACUAAAGAUUAUUCUAACAUUAUUGAUGAUCUUAUAAAUAAUACGAAAUAUUUGAUGAAUGUGAAUAAGGGGAUUAUAUCUAAAUUUUAUAAUUUAUUAAAAUCAUUAUGUAGCAUGUACGAUGAUAUUAAUAAGGAUAUAUCAGAUUGCACCCAAUAUUAUGGAAAAGCUAAAAUAUUUUUUGAUGAAUAUCAAGAACUUCUUAAUAAUAAUGAUUUUGAUACUGAUGACAGUUCACAUACAACAUUAUUGCCUAGUUUAUCAAAUAAUUAUGAUAAUUUUAAAAUAUAUUGUGCUGAAAAAUGCACUGGUUGUACCAGUAUUCCACCUCUUCUAACGACAAAAACAACACAAGUUUCGGUAGAAACUUCUACGCCAAGUCAUGUACAAAAUAAUCCACACCUUUCUUUACAAGGUUCUGAGGUUACAUCAUCAAGCUCGUCGAUAGCAAGCAAAUUAAUUCCAGCUUUAUUGAUAUUUGCAAUACCAAUUUUCUUGGGAAUUGCAUAUAAGUAUUCAUUAUUUGGAUUUGAUAAACAACUUCAAAGACAAUAUUUAAGAGAAAAAAUAAAAAAAAUAACGAAGAAAAUGAAUAAUUAUAUAUGA